AUGGAUACCGAAUUUCCUGGCAUUGUCGUUCGGCCGUUGGGAGAAUUCAAAACCACCGCAGAAUAUCAAUACCAAUGUUUGAAGCUAAAUGUCGAUUUUUUGAAAAUCAUACAACUUGGCUUGACAUUCAUGGAUAGUCAAGGCAAGAGUCCGCCAGGUGUGUGUUCCUAUCAAUUUAAUUUCAACUUCAAUUUAACAAUGGAUAUGUAUGCGCAGGAUUCAAUCGAGCUUCUUCAAAAAUCUGGUAUACAAUUCAAAAAGCAUGAAGAAGAAGGUAUCGAUCCACAUUUGUUUGCUGAACUGCUAACUACAUCAGGUGUUGUGUUCAUGGAAAAUGUCACAUGGCUUUCAUUUCACGCUGGCUAUGAUUUUGGAUAUCUUCUCAAGAUGUUAACUGGAAAAUUACUACCCGAUACCGAAAAUGAAUUCUUCGAAUUAUUGAAAAUCUACUUUCCAACGAUCUAUGACGUCAAAUAUUUAAUGAAAAGCUGCAAAAGUCUCAAAGGUGGUUUGGAAGAGGUAGCAAAACAACUUGAAAUUGAACGUAUCGGUCCACAACAUCAAGCUGGCAGUGAUAGUUUAAUGACGGGCUUGGCAUUUUUUAAGAUGAAAGAGCUAUUUUUCGAAGAUUCUAUAGAUGAAGGAAAAUAUUCUGGCCAUCUCUAUGGUCUUGGACAUUCGGCAUUUCCAACUGGUGGAUUUGGUUUCGAAAACGAUUCUGUAAAUUGCACAGAAAACGAAAGUCCAUAA
Messenger RNA from Adineta ricciae, 750 nucleotides. Lineage: Eukaryota; Metazoa; Rotifera; Eurotatoria; Adinetida; Adinetidae. The record is from the annotation of a GenBank genome assembly.